Messenger RNA from Globicephala melas (long-finned pilot whale), 1086 nucleotides. NCBI's taxonomy places the organism in Eukaryota, Metazoa, Chordata, Mammalia, Artiodactyla, Delphinidae. The record is from RefSeq and is a predicted model, not a curated record.
AUGGCCUUGGCCUUCCGCGCGGCCAGCUCCAGGCCAGGCUCGGUUUCGCUGACUUCAGCAGCGGCUGCCCCGCACCAUGGAGGCGGCCCCCUGCUGCGGCGCCUGAGUCGUGGCCUCCGCAGAGACGUUCGUCCCUCUUCAAACUCGCCCGACUUGGCGAACCGAGGCCAGGCUGGCGCCGAAUGUCUCGGAGAGCGCGGCGGCUGGGCUGGGCGGCCCGAGUGCCUUCUGCCCAGACUCUCGCAGCCCCGGCGAGGAAGCGGGUUCCCAAACACGCACACUAGCUCGCAGCGCGCCUGGGGGUCUGGGGGCGCCGCGACGACGCCUCGCUACCCGCACGCGGGCCCGGCUCGAAGGGGCGGGACGGCGUUCCCCACACGCCCCCCUCCAGCCCUCGACGUCGGCGCUCCCGCUCCCACCCUCGGCCCCCGGCCCUCGGCGCUGGUCCCGCCGCCCCGCUUACACGCACCCUUGGCGGGCCCUCUCCGCGCGCCCCAGGGCUCGGGGCAGCCCGGGUGUCUCUGGCAACCGAGAGAAAGGCCACAAAGCAAAAGAAGGAGCAAAGAGAAGGCGAAGGAGGAGCAGAGGCCAGGGUCCUGCGGACUCGCCUGGAGCAGGGCCAAUCGGCUGAUGUCCUCCUCAUCCCACCCCGUGACCUGUUCUACUCAGAACUUCUCGGGUGCUCAUGGAUUCUUCCAGUUCUCCUCUCUUUGGACCCCACCGCAUCCAGAUUGGCUGCAUUCUAAUCCUGGCUCCAACACUAGCCAACUCCAACCUUGGCAAGCUAUGUGACCUCUGGGAGCCUCUGGUUCCUUGUCUGUCAAAUGGGUUAAUAAUGGAACUGAGGAUUAAGAGAAUCCUGAGAACUGGAAUUCCCUGGUGGCGCAGUGGUUAGGAAUCAGCCUGCCAGUGCAGGGGACACGGAUUCGAGCCCUGGUUGGGGAAGAUCCCACAUGCUGCGGAGCAACUAAGCCCGUGCGCCACAACUACUGAAGCCCGUGCGCUUAGAGCCCGUGCUCCGCAAGAGAAGCCACCGCAAUGGGAAGCCUGCACACAGCAACAAAGAGUAGAAGCCCACGUGCAGCA